This is a messenger RNA of Gadus macrocephalus (Pacific cod), 2154 nucleotides long. RefSeq names its product peroxidasin-like. NCBI's taxonomy places the organism in Eukaryota, Metazoa, Chordata, Actinopteri, Gadiformes, Gadidae. The coding region runs from base 80 to 1885 and encodes 601 amino acids. The transcript is spliced from 12 exons. Gene Ontology annotation, molecular function: protein binding. The record is from RefSeq and is a predicted model, not a curated record.
AGCCCUUACAAUAACCGAGCCGGUUAGUCGGCGAGAGGGGUAGCUGGCGGUGUGUGCUCUGCACAGCUCACUCCCUGCAAUGGCGCUGUGGAUUGGUAAAAUAGUUCCUCCUUUUCUACUCACCAUAACUUUGUUGCUGGUUGCAAAUGGACCGCCGUGUGCACUUUGUUGCCCGAGCCGAUGUUUAUGUUUCCGGACCACGGUGAGGUGUAUGCAUCUACACUUGGAAACUGUGCCAGCCGUUUCACCCCAGACCACCAUUCUUGACUUGAGGUUCAACAAAAUCAAGGACUUGCAACCCGGUUCCUUCAGACGACUCAAGAACCUCAACACACUACUCCUCAACAACAAUCUCAUACGAGGGAUUCCCAGGGGAGCCUUCGAAGACCUGGAAAACCUCAAAUAUCUCUAUUUGUACAAGAAUGAAAUCCAAUCAAUUGACAGACAAGCAUUUAAGGGGCUUGUGGCUCUUGAGCAACUGUACCUGCAUUUCAACAACAUCGAGUCCUUGGAGCCAGAGUCCUUCACCCACUUGCCAAAGCUGGAACGCCUGUUUUUGCACAACAACAGAAUCACUCACCUGGUCCCAGGGACCUUCACUCACCUUGAGUCCAUGAAAAGACUGCGCCUGGACUCCAACAUGCUGAACUGUGACUGUGAGCUGCUGUGGUUGGCCGACCUGCUGAAGCAGUACUCCGAGUCGGGCAACGCCCAGGCCGCCGCCACCUGCGACCACCCCGGGAGGCUGCAGGGCCGCUCGGUCGCCACGCUCAGCGCCCAGGAGCUCAACUGUGAGGUUCCCAGGAUCACGUCGGAGCCCCGGGACGUGGACGUCACGUCGGGGAACACCGUGUACUUCACCUGCCGGGCGGAGGGGAACCCUAAACCGCAGAUCAUCUGGCUCAGGAACAACAAUGCUCUGAACAUGCGUGACGACAGCCGGCUGAACCUGCUGGAGGACGGCACCCUGAUGAUCCAGGACACCCGGGAGACGGACCAAGGCGUGUACCAGUGCAUGGCCAAGAACGUGGCCGGGGAGGUCAAGACCUCCGAGGUCACCCUCAGAUACUUCGGGGCGCCCUCCCGGCCCAGCUUCGUCAUCCAGCCCCAGAACACGGAGGUGUUGGUGGGGGAGAGCGUGACGCUGGAGUGCAGCGCCACGGGCCAGCCGCAGCCCCGCGUCUCCUGGACCAAGGGGGACCGCACGCCGCUGCCCAACGACGCGCGCAUCAACAUCACGCCGUCCGGCGGCCUCUUCAUCCAGAACACGGUGCAGGAGGACGGCGGCCAGUACACCUGCUUCGCCUCCAACAACGUGGACACCAUCCACGCCGGCGCACACAUCAUCGUUCAGGCCGUCCCCCAGUUCACCGUCACCCCCCAGGACCAGUCUGCGCUGGAGGGCCACACGGUGGACUUCCCCUGCCAGGCCAGCGGCAACCCGCAGCCCGUCAUCGCCUGGACGCGGGGCAACAGCCCGCUGCCCCAGGACCGCCGGCACCAGGUGCUGUCCAGCGGCACGCUGCGCGUCUCCCGCGUGGCGGCCCACGACGAGGGCCAGUACGAGUGCCAGGCGGUCAGCCCCGUGGGCACCGCCCGCGCCGCGGCGCAGCUCAGCAUCCAGCAGAGGGUAACGCCUGUUUUCACAAAUGCUCCAAGGGACCUGACGGUGGAGUCUGGCCAGGACGCCCAGAUUCCCUGCAGCGCUCAGGGCCAACCUCAGCCCGUCCUCACCUGGAACAAGGUUAGAGGCUUGACCCCCCCCUCCGUGCCCCACCUACCUACCAGCCCCACCUAUCUCCCCCGGGGAACGGAGUGUCCGUCAAAACGAAGCGCUCAUCCUCAGAGGAGGAUUAGCCUUAGGAAGGAGGUCAACUUGGGGUGAGAGGGUGGGGCUGGAGAGGAAUGCGGGCGUUUGGUUCCCUGUGGAUUUUUCCUUUUUUUUUUUCGUUUUAUUUCCGUGGCUUCUCGCUAACAGCGCUAGCUCGCUCACGGAGCCGUUAUUCCCCGGGCUAUGUAGCAUUGUAGCUUGCUAACGCCCCCCCCGGUCAGGCCUGGGCAAGCACCUUCCAGGCUCUCAACAUCCACAGUGUAGACAGUCGACCGAGACGAUCCUCAUGUCCACACGGCUCCCCGGUGUCCUACCCUGUUGAC